GCCCUCCCUCCCUCCGUUCCAUUUCAAACCCCCACCAGAAAACCUCAGCGCACAUCCGCAAUGCCUCCCGCGCGCCGCCGCCGCCGCAUCGCCCCCUCCACCGGCGCCGACGAGUCCGUCCCGUCCUCCUCCUCCGACCUCCUCGCCCUUGCCGCUACCCUCCUCCCCACCUCCACCGACGCUGUAACUCUCAGGGCUCCUCCUCACCUCAAGCACAUCGUCCAUUCCCUCCCCGACUCCCACCCCGUCCUGCUCUCCCUCCCACAAACCCUAGCGCCAGCCCUCUCUCCCGAAUCGAACCCCGGCUCGCCCCGCGCGGCCGCCGUCCUCCUGCACCUCCUCCUCACCCACCCCUCCCACCCCCCGCGCUGGGACGACCUCCUCCGCCCGCUCGCGCUCCUCCACGACCGCCUAGCGAUCCUCGCCACGGACGACCCGCCCCUUGCCGCGCUCGCGGCCUCGUGCUUCGAGCUAGCCUGGCGAGCUGCGGCGCCCGGGCGCGAAGCCCUUGUUGCCCAGACCCUGCCUUACCUCCUGUCCCAGGCGCUCACGUCCGGCUCCAAUGCCAGGCCGCUCCUCCGCCGCCUCUUCGAGCUCCGUGAAGCGCUGCCUCUGCUGGACUACACGGAUGAGAGCAUUUCGGACUUCAAGAUGCUCCUGCUGCGCUGCUUUGUGUCCCCGCAGUUCCUCAAGGCCGAGGAAGGGAGGAAACUCUUGGCGCUGGUGCUCGGCGUCAGUGAGGGGCUCGCUAGGGAGGGCCUGGAGCUCAUGAGGGCACAGGUGGGGAUGAUGCGAGGGAGGCGGGCGGCUGUAGUUGCCUAUGGGGAGGUGGUUUUCAGAGCGUGGAAGGAUGGAGGGUGGGUUAGGGGGGAAAUUGGGGAAGGGUUUCUGCAGGGGAUGGUCGAGGCAGCUGUGCAUGCUGCGAACAAGGAGGUCGCCAAGGCUGCCAGGAGGGUGCUUUGGGUGUUUGUGGAGCAGAAGGUGGUGGCUGGAGUUGAAACUUUGGUGUUCAGGCUGUCUGAACCUGUGCUGUUCCGCUCAUUGCAGGUUGCGAACUCUAAUGUUCGACAUAAUGCUUUACAUCUUCUAUUAGAUUUGUUUCCCCUCGAAGACCCAGAUGUGACAAAGGAUGUCAAUGAUCCUCUAUUAGAGAAGCAGUUCUUCUUGCUAGACAAACUUCUCACGGAUGACUGCCCAGAAAUACGAGCAGUUGCAGUUGAAGGGCUUUGCCGUAUUCUUAACCAGUUUUGGGAAGUUAUUCCGUCACCAACUAUUUCAAAGUUUUUGAGGAAAAUUGUUGACAAUACGUCCAAAGAUUCUUGCAAUGAUGUUCGUCUGUCAACAUUGAAUGGCCUGAUAUACUUGCUUGAUAAUCCACAAAGUCAUGACGUACUGAAAGUUUUACUUCCUAGAUUAAGUGACAUAGUCUCUGAUACUGCUUUAUCUGUCAGAGCUGCUGCUGUUGAUCUCCUUUUAGCUAUUCGUGAUCUUCGAUCCUUCCAAUACAACAAGGUUGUAGGUUUGGGUACUUUAUUAUCUUCACUUGCAGAUGAUCAUCCCCGUGUUGCUCGAAAAAUCACAAAGCUUCUUAUUCCUUCUUAUUUUCCAUCAAAGUUGUCUUUGAAAGAAGCAUGUGCUCGCUGCAUUGCACUCAUAAAGAGAUCACCGACAGCUGGGGCAAGGUUUUGUGAAUAUGCUCUUUCAGAAGGAUCAUCCCCAAGGUCUCUUGUUGAGCUUAUCAAAGUCUCUAUUACUCUGGCAUUGUCACCAUCAGGAUCAGGAAUGAACUCAGACCAGAUCGAUGGUCUUGUAAUUGCUUCGGCAAAACUAAUAAAAGGCUUAUCUGAAGAGGGAUCUAGUUUGGUUCCUUUGAGAGAGUUUGCAAAUGGCAAGUUGAAGUUGCUCUUGAAAACUGCAGUUUCUGAUGGUGCCCAGGCUGCUCUUCUCAGUAUCGUUCCAGUGCUAUCGCCUGAUGAUCUAUCUUUGUUGCAUGUUGAGUGCAUGGAUAUAGUUGUGAGUGCUGCUGUGACUUCCAAGCAAGAAGAACGUCAAGAAGCAUUGUUGGCAGCACAUAAGUUGAUACAUUUGAAUGGCUGUUCUGAUGAAAUGUUUGAAGCACUGAUUAAUAUUUUGCAAUCUAAAGCCUCUGGUUUUGCUGGGAUCUAUGGAAUCGAAUCUCCAUUGUGCCCUGUUGCAUCUUCAAAGAGGAAGAAAGGGAAGUCGCUUAAGAAGACACCAGCAAGGUCUGAUGGUGUGGAUGGAAAUGGAUCAUCCACGUCAGUAAUCUUGAAUGAUGAAGAACUUGCUGCUGUAGCAGGAACAUCAUGGCAGAUAAAUGAAAUACUGAAAGCUGAUGAAAUGAGAAAUGCCUUUCUACAAUCUUAUGCAGAAAUUGCAUUAUCGUCUCUGAAGGUCGUUUCUCAAGUGUACAUCGAACAGUGCCUACACAUAGACUCUUUAGACCUUACUCCUGUGUUGGCUUAUUUGAGUCUGGCUACACAUAGUGCUCUUCAGGAUAUUGAUCAAUCCGAUAUUGGCUGCUCUGAGUCCACAACUGUCAAUCAGUCGUUGGAUCAUCUGCUGAAAUGUUAUGACAAACUUCUAAAUGGAUCUGUUUCUGUUUCUGCCAACUCGUCGUCAACAUUGAACACGAAUAAGAAAUCUGCAAAGCAUAAACACCAGCAGCAGCACGUCCAUGAAGGAAAUGCAGUGAAAGGCACAAUAAACGUUAUCAUGCUUGGCACUUCAAUUCUUAAGUUUAUUGUCGACACAACAACCAUCAAGCUUGUUAACGAUAGUAAAGUAAGAUGUGUCAAAUUUGCAUCAUCUUACACAAAAUAUGCAGUGUCAGCCAUGGAAAGACAUCAUGAGAGCUCAUCAUUCAUGGGGGAUGAUCUGAAAGACAUACUGAUACUUAUACGAAGCUCCUUCUCAUACGCAGCCAAGCUGCUUCAUUUGGUGCUGGCAAACUCAACCGAGUCAUCAAGUCCCCCUGAAGAGGCUUUCCUCCUUGCCAAUAAUCUUCUUGAUCUUGUGCCUUCUGUUGAAUCCUUUGCAGGCUCGAGAUUUUCUCUCACUUUAGUCUCUGUUGUAAAGCAGUGGUUACCAGUCCUCAUAUUGGGUCUUGGAUGCUGUUGCUUGAUUGGACCACAGAAUGAGAUGACUAACAACCUGUGCAGCUUGCGUGACUUGGAUUUGCCACUAUGGGUUGCUGCUCUGGCAAAGAACGAGCUGCUUGAUGCUGAAGAAGCUAGGCAGGAUGAUCAGAGCGAGCAGGGCAGCGAGCAUGAGGACUCACAAUCAACCAGAAAGCUAGCAGAAAUGAUGGUGAUCCUGCUGAAGAAAGGAAGCUCGAGGAUCCUGGAUUCUGUGGGUGGCAUUUUGCUGUCCAUCCUCCAGUUGGCAUUGCAGAGAGCAGAGUAUGGCAUGGUCUUUGGCUUGACACGCUUUGUUUGUACCAGGUUGCUUGGAAGCAACUCGUUGGCCUCUGAGAAGCUGCCGCUCACUCGUGGUUCCCUCCGUGAGAAUUUUUAUGACAUCGACAGGCAUUCCAGGGACGACCUUGCUGAUGAUGAGGGUUCAAGGCAGCAGUUGGAGAGUGCAAAAGAAUUGAUAAGAUCAGUUAUCUCUGACCUCUGAUGUAUAUACUGAUGUUGUCCGUGGGAAGUUAGUCAUCCUGGGCCAUGGCCAGUGCGUCCUACGUUUGUGUAGAAUUUCUAUGUAGAUAUAUGGUCGUUUAUUUCUUGAUUCGAAAAGCAGCUCUUUUCAAUUUACUGCGGUUUGGAAAUGCAGCAUGGAAUGCGUUGUAGGCAAAGUAUUUUGUAAUACUCCCUCCGUCCAACAAAAGAUGUCUCAAGUUCGUCAAAAUUUGAAUGUAUUUAGAUGUGACUUGGUGUAUAGAUGCAUUCAAAUUUAGUCAAAAUUGAGACAUUCUUUGUUUAACCGACGAGUAGUACAUUGUGUACCUUGCAAC
Brachypodium distachyon (stiff brome) is the source of this 3973-nucleotide messenger RNA. RefSeq lists its product as uncharacterized. NCBI's taxonomy places the organism in Eukaryota, Viridiplantae, Streptophyta, Magnoliopsida, Poales, Poaceae. Gene Ontology annotation, biological process: mitotic sister chromatid segregation. The transcript is spliced from 5 exons. Gene Ontology annotation, cellular component: condensin complex; nucleus. The record is from RefSeq and is a predicted model, not a curated record. Bases 61 to 3639 code for a protein of 1192 amino acids.